AUGAAUGCAAAAUCAUCGUGUUUUAUGGAGUCUCCAUCAUCUUCUAAAAACCCUAUAAACAAUAAACGAGAUGAUCAUAACAAUGUCAAGAAAAUGAAGGGUGCAAUGGUAUCUUCAAACUCUGCAAAUAAUACUACUCUUGAUCUAAAACUUUCGAGUUUUAGCCAAGAAAUAAGACCAAUCGAAAGUAAUAGCACGAGGGUUUUCACAUGCAACUAUUGUAAAGGAGAAUUCUCAACGUCUCAAGCUCUAGGUGGUCAUCAAAAUGCUCAUAAACAAGAACGAGCACGAGAUAAGAUGAGACAAGCAACAAAAUUUCCACCAUAUAAUGCUAACAAUAACUUGUACUACCCUUACAACUUUGGUACAUAUAGCAACAUAGCAUCAUAUGGUGGAUAUUGCAAAAGGUCACCUCUUGGAGUAAUCAAAACAAAUUCCAUGAUUCAAAAGCCUGCUUAUAGAUGGCCAAUUAUGAAUAAUCAUGGUUAUAGAUAUGGGUAUGGUGCCAUAAACCAAGCUAAACCAUCAUUUAUAGUAAAUUCUCAAUCAUCUAAUGAUGAUAUUGUGAAUUAUUCUUCAAUUAACAACUUGAAUAACCUUUCUAAAUCUUUGCCUACUCUUGGAGAAGGAGAUUUCAAGGGUAAUUAUCGGAUUGUUGAGAGUGGUACUGGUAAUAUUGAGAAAGAAGAUGAUGAUCAUAUUUCUGGUGGCAAAUUAGAUCAAAUGAAGCCUGAAAAUUCAUGCCUUGACUUAUCCCUUAGGCUUUAA
This is a messenger RNA of Beta vulgaris subsp. vulgaris (sugar beet), 768 nucleotides long. Its product is annotated as zinc finger protein 3. The record is from RefSeq and is a predicted model, not a curated record. Lineage: Eukaryota; Viridiplantae; Streptophyta; Magnoliopsida; Caryophyllales; Amaranthaceae. The coding region runs from base 1 to 768 and encodes 255 amino acids. The transcript has a single exon. Gene Ontology annotation, biological process: negative regulation of abscisic acid-activated signaling pathway.